Molecule: messenger RNA, 415 nt
Organism: Psylliodes chrysocephalus
Lineage: Eukaryota; Metazoa; Arthropoda; Insecta; Coleoptera; Chrysomelidae
Source: the annotation of a GenBank genome assembly
AAAAAUGUACUCGUUAAACAUUUUGCUUGUAUUCACUAUUUUGUGUUUUGCAGUCUCACAGGCUACAUUUUUAGGGGGAAUAUUGAUUUAUCCAGGAACCAAAUGGUGUGGAGCUUCAAAUAAAGCCGCCAAUGACAAUGAUUUCGGUACAGAAAUUGCAACCGAUAAAUGCUGUCAAGCUCACGAUAAAUGUCCAGAUGUUGUAAAAGGUUUUGGUACGAAGGGCAAUUUAAGAAAUCCAAACUUCUACACAAGGUUGAACUGCAACUGCGACAAACAAUUUUAUGUUUGUUUGAAGAAGGCAAAUACUAAAGCGUCAAAUGAAAUAGGAAAUAUAUACUUUAACAAGCUCCACACCAAGUGCUUUACUGGACAAGGAAAGUCAUACAAGUGGGAAGACGAGCAACAUUAUUAA